AUGCCUUCUCCUUCAGGUACUCAACCUCUAGCGCAAGAGUAUUUGAUUGCAUUGCACUGUCAUUUUCUAACCGUUUUCUGUUUCACAGCACGCAGACUCAUAAUGGCCGCGAUAUCCAACUCAUUCUCACUCAAACACGGUUUCUAUCUCGCGCGUCCGCAAAAUCCCUUUCGCACUCCAGUUCUUCCUUCUUCCACUUCCAUUAAAUUCAGAAGAUGCUACGCCGCGUUCGCCAAUGAGAAUCGCGAAUACGUUAUCGUUGGCGGUGGAAAUUCCGCGGGAUAUGCUGCACGCACUUUCGUGGAGCACGGCAUGGCGGAUGGACGGCUCUGUAUUGUGACCAAAGAGCCAUAUGCACCUUACGAGCGUCCCGCUCUGACGAAAGCGUAUUUGUUCCCGCCGGAUAAGAAACCAGCGCGUCUUCCUGGUUUUCACACCUGUGUUGGAUCCGGUGGAGAGAGGCAGCCUCCAGAGUGGUACAAAGAGAAUGGGAUAGAGAUGUUGUAUGAAGAUCCGGUAAAAGAUAUUGAUAUUGAGAAGCAAACUUUGACAACAAAUUCUGGAAAACUUUUGAAGUAUGGUUCACUUAUUAUUGCAACAGGAUGUACGGCAUCAAGGUUUCCAGAGAAAAUUGGGGGAAACCUACCUGGUGUCCAUUAUAUCCGGAAUGUUACAGAUGCUGAUGCACUGAUUUUAUCAUUGGAACGAGCAAAAAAGGUUGUAGUUGUUGGAGGUGGUUAUAUUGGACUGGAGGUUGCUGCUGCUGCUGUUGGUUGGAAUCUUGACACGACGAUCAUAUUUCCGGAGGAUCAACUUUUGCAAAGACUGUUUACUCCUUCUCUUUCCCGGAGAUAUGAAGAACUUUAUCAAAAAAAUGGAGUCAAAAUCUUGAAGGGUGCUUCCAUAAAAAAAUUGGACGCUGGUUCUAACGGACAUGUAGCUAGUGUGAAACUUGGAGAUGGAUCGAUUGUGGAAGCAGAUACGGUUAUUAUAGGCAUCGGAGCAAAACCUGCUGUGAGCCCCUUUGAGAGGGUGGGCCUAAAUACAGAUGUUGGAGGUAUACAGGUUGAUGGUUUGUUCCGGACUAGCAUUCCUGGAAUAUUUGCUGUUGGUGAUGUAGCAGCUUUCCCUUUAAAGAUCUAUAACCGUAUCUCUCGAGUGGAACACGUAGAUCAUGCCCGUCGCUCUGCACAGCACUGUGUGAAAGCAUUACUGACCGCACAAACUCACACGUACGACUAUCUUCCAUAUUUCUACUCGAGGGUUUUUGAAUAUGAAGGAAGCCCUAGAAAAGUAUGGUGGCAGUUCUUUGGGGACAAUGUUGGAGAAACAGUUCAAAUUGGAAAUUUUGAUCCUAAAAUAGCUACCUUCUGGAUUGAAUCUGAUAAGCUGAAAGGAGUUCUUCUUGAAAGUGGGAACCCUGAGGAAUUUCAACUCUUGCCCAAACUUGCCAGAAGUCAACCUUUGAUUGAUAAAGCCAAACUUGAAAACGCAACUUCAGUGGAGGAGGCACUAGAGAUUGCUCGGGCAUCCUUGCAAGGCCAAGUCGCUGCCUAA
Messenger RNA from Sphenostylis stenocarpa, 1557 nucleotides. The record is from the annotation of a GenBank genome assembly. Lineage: Eukaryota; Viridiplantae; Streptophyta; Magnoliopsida; Fabales; Fabaceae.